AUAGAGUUUAAGAAUCUCACUCUAAUUUUUGUUGAAGAUGGCAAAAGUGACACUUCACGUGUAUGACUUGACCAAUGGUUCGGAGAAGACGAACAACACCGUUGUUCACAUCAACAAGAUCUUCAAGAAUGGUAUUGGUCUCGGUGGUAUAUUCCACGGCGCAGUUCAGGUUUAUGGAGAUGAUGAAUGGUCAUUUGGAUCCUGUGAGGAGGGUACUGGAGUUUUUAGUUGUCCUUCAAGGAAAAAUGCAAGGUAUACAUAUCGACAAUCCCUUGUUCUAGGGAAAACAAACUACAAUAUUUUCAUGGUAAAUCAAAUAUUAAGGGAGCUUAGUAAAGAGUGGCCUGGAAAUUCUUAUGAUCUCUUCUCCAAAAAUUGCAAUCACUUCUGUGAUGAAUUUUGUGCAAGACUAGGUGUGCCAAACCCUCCAGGUUGGGUUAACAGGUUUGCUAAUGUUGGUGAUAUUACUAUGGAAGUGGCUGGAUGCACAGCAUCACGAUUCCGGCAAGCGAAAACAGAGAUUGUAUCAGCAAGCAAAUCAGCAUGUCGAUUCCUUUUUUGUGUUACAAAUAAUGUUAAAACUGAUAUGGAUGAUUCCCCUAGAGGAGAAUCUCUUGGUGUUCAAGCUGUUUGGAUGAAAAAGGUUAUUACCAAUGGUGUAAAACCGUCUACUUCUACUAGUUCAGAAGCUGGGACUUCAAGUGAAAUUGAGCCUCAACAACAAAUAUGAAAAAUAACAUGACAAGGCAAUGUUACCACAGUUUACAUAGGUUUACAACAAGUACAUACAUUUUAAAUUGGAAAGUAAGUGCAACUUUUUACAUUUUAUUUCACUGGUUAUAAAAACAAUGUACAGUUAUUAUGUCUUGUUUAACUCUUUUUUUUGUUGGUGCUAUGUUUUUUAGACUGUUCACUGAAAA
Medicago truncatula (barrel medic) is the source of this 920-nucleotide messenger RNA. RefSeq names its product deubiquitinase DESI2. Gene Ontology annotation, biological process: protein deubiquitination. Bases 38 to 730 code for a protein of 230 amino acids. Gene Ontology annotation, molecular function: deubiquitinase activity. The record is from RefSeq and is a predicted model, not a curated record. NCBI's taxonomy places the organism in Eukaryota, Viridiplantae, Streptophyta, Magnoliopsida, Fabales, Fabaceae. The transcript is spliced from 3 exons.